UGUUCUGUUCAACCAGCAGAAAAAUCAAAAUGGUUUCAGAAUCCUAGAAAGAGUCCAAGGAUCCUAUUUUUGUCUUCCUGAAUUUUGUUUCGUGUGUUUUGACAUAAUUUAAAAAGGCAGAGAUGGAUGACACGGGGGGAGCAAGCACCAGUGAGGGUGGGGGGUGCUGGUGGGACAUGAUGCCAGAUCCGAUGUUGCUCCAGGUGUUCCAGUACCUGACGGCCAGGGAACUGCUGGAUGCUGGACAAACCUGCCGCUUGUGGAACAGAGUCUCCUACGACGAGAUGUUGUGGAAACAUCUCCUUUAUCGGGAUUUUAGGAUUGAUUCAAGUGUAGGAAUCUUGCCAGGUAAGAGUUCCUGGCUGGAAGAGUACAAGAGGCUCUGCUACCACACUCCCACCGUGUGUUCCGAAGUGCUCACAGACCACUCUCACCAAGUGUUACACGUCAGUUUUGCGCACAACGGCACCAUGUUUGCCACCUCCUCUAAAGAUGGUUAUAUAAUAGUCUGGGAGUCGAACUAUCCAGCAACGGAGAAGUACAACCACGACAUGAAGAACUUCAGCUGGAAGUACACACAGUUCUCUCAGUUCAACCAGUCGGACACUCUGCUGCUUGUGUCAGGUGUGCAUUUCGGCACACCAAACAGCACAUCUGGCGAGAUAGCCGUAUUCUCACUCACAGAUGGGUUCCAGCUACAGUGUCGAGUUGUGAACAAACCUUAUGAUAUAUUCGGGACGUGGUACAGUGAUCAACACUUGCUGUCCGGAGAUCUCUACUGGCUGGCUCACAUGGUCAGCACGACAGGGCUGUGGCUCAACAAGGCUUCACAGGAAACUGCUUCCGAACACACGCCGAUACUGAGCCAGCUGUUCCGUUUCUAUAACACCAAUGCCAGCUCCAUCAGAGCCAUCAUGGUAGCCAACUGUCUGACCAGUGAGUCGCCUGUGCCUCCCACCUGCGCUGAAGUCAGCCCUCCACCACCACCUGCCACAGAGCGAGGCAAUCCCCUCUCCCACCGUGAUAUCAAUCGCAGGUCGGCCAGUUUCCGAUGCAACAUGCAUGUGGAUGACGCCCCGCCUAGUGAUCAACAGAGUUCUGAAGGGGAAGGCCAGUCUUCAGCAAUCUGCUACAACACUGACUACCGGAUGUUUGAGAGGCAGUGGCAACAAUCUCAUGAUUCGGAUAGUGAUGGUUGUAGUAGCGAUGAAGUGGAAGUAGAAUCGGAAGUCUCCGACAUGUCUGUAGAGGGAGAUGAGGAAGAUCUUGCCCAGAUGCCAGAGAAGUACUUGAUAUUUACUACCGGCUCAAAAACGUACUCACCUCACCAAAUUGGAUUGAAAAGGAUAAAACCAGUGACGUUGCCGCCCGUGUUAGCUCCUGGGAUUACACUCCAGGAUCGGCUGGCAGAGAGACGAGAGAGGCGGCAACGUGAGAGAGAGAGGGAAGAUGCAGGGUUCCCGCCUCGUGUAGAUCCGGAUUGGCUUGACUAUGCUGCCGUUGCUGACCGAUUCGAUACUAUAGAUCACGUCAUAGACCUCCACGGCCAUAUCAUCGGCAUGGGCUUGUCACCUGAUCAUCGAUUUCUGUAUGUAAAUAGUCGACCUUGGCCAAGUGGCUAUCGCAUCAAAAACCCACUGGACCCGCCUCCAAUCGCUCAAGAGAUAGACAUCCAUGUGAUAGACCUGGUCACCCUGAAGGAGGUGGGGACGAUGUUACGAGCGCACAAGGCCUACACACCCAACAACGAGUGCUUCUUCAUCUUCCUAGAUGUCUGUGACCAUUAUGUGGCCAGUGGAGCGGAAGACAAACACGGCUACUUGUGGGACCGACAUUACGGCGUCUGCCUGGCUAAGUACCCUCAUACAGACGUGGUCAACUCUGUAGCGUUCAACCCUCGAGACAACGGCAUGCUGGUCACCACGUCUGACGACUACACUGUCAAGGUAUGGCGGUCGCGUGCCACUCUGGAGCCCCUGGUGGGCGUCAGUCGUACCAACCAUCUACCUCGCGCGGUCAAGGGACAUCAGAAGAACCCACGCGGUAACAUGAAGAAGUGCGUCACUCUGUAAAGUCAAGCGCGAUCACACCGCAGAUAUUUUUAGAAACACUAAGUUCUUUCACCAUGACUUUGUUUUAAAAUGAUAUCUAGGAGAGUUUCAAUUUAUUUCAUAAUCGGAAUUGUUCUAACCAGACAUUUUUGGACCUAUCUGUAAGGUCAAAAUUUAAAUGCUUUCUUUUGUAAGAAAUCGUGUGCGAUCUUUCUUAGAACGAUAAAAUAAUUAAUUUGUAUAUUAUUUAUUUUAUACACUAGUAUAUUUAUAGUUAUACAAUGAUAUUUUUAUUUAAUCAUUGCAUGUCUGACCACUGUACACCUGGGUUUGCCAAGGAAUGUUCUAAGUAAAGCUUAAUAGAUAUUAUUGUUCAAACAUUUCCUUAUUACUUUAUUUUUUUAUUAUUAAAAAGAUUUUUAAUUUGGUUUUGAACUUAACAUUCAAUUUGAAAUUCAUGAUCUUCAUUGAUAAAUCUGAAUGUUUAUAAUUGAAAAUACUUAAUCAUAGGCUGCUAUAUAGUACAUCUAAUGGAGUAUUAUUUUGUUUGUGAUUUACACUUAUGUUCAUCUAUUAUUCUACAUUGAAAUCUAUUUUUAAUUUCUAUUAUUUUAAUUAUGGUUGUUAUAUAAUGUUUAAAAAUUGUAAAACUAUACUUUAAUCUGUGAAUAUUGAUAACAAUUUUAUAUUGUAAAGAAAAGAUCAUAAUUUAUUACUUAUGCAUUAGUUAAUAAGUGCAUGUUUUAUUACAAUAAAGUUUGAAUUGAAUUUUUUUCACAACUUGGCAGCAAUGUUCCCACAUAUUUUGAGGAUGUUAUACUCCAUCACUAACAAUGAAAUGAUUCAAAAUCCCUGUAUAUGAAGACAAGUUGUAUUAGCAGGACAUUAGCACAAGUCAUUACAUCAGAGAACGCAAACAACAAAUAACUAUAGAUUGUUGACUACUUUUAGAAUGAUGGUCUCUAUAACACAAUAGAAAGAAAAAGUAAGCUUAUUUCUCAGAUAUUCGAUAUUUCAAUAGAUUUAAAUUGUUAGUUUGUUAUCAAUUACUUGUGCGCUAAUUCUACUCCUUUUUUAUUGCAGUUGCAGUUAUAAUUUUAGAAAUUGAGUUUUUAUAGAUUGUUUAACUCUCAUCUCAAAAUGAAUUAUUUUUAGCAGUAUAGAGCUUUUGUUUUAAGAAUGAAUCCGUUUCUGAACAAUACAUUUUCAAAUAUAUUUAUUUCAGAAUCAAAUAAAAUGUUGAAAAAAAUCUGAGAUAUCAAGAAUAAUGGAUUAUUAAAAAUCAAGUUUUGUUAUUAGAAACUGACAUUUGUCUAUUUACAAAAGACCAAGUUUAAUUAUUUUUUCUGAUGAGACAAGUCUUGGAAAUUAAUUACUUUGAUACGAUUAUAAUUUUAAGAAACUUCAAAAUAAAAAUUUAGUAAGCAGUGA
Molecule: messenger RNA, 3482 nt
Organism: Homalodisca vitripennis (glassy-winged sharpshooter)
Lineage: Eukaryota; Metazoa; Arthropoda; Insecta; Hemiptera; Cicadellidae
Gene: Fbw5
Product: F-box/WD repeat-containing protein 5
Exons: 11
Coding region: 123-2072 (649 amino acids)
Biological process (GO): protein ubiquitination
Cellular component (GO): SCF ubiquitin ligase complex; Cul4-RING E3 ubiquitin ligase complex
Molecular function (GO): protein binding
Source: RefSeq, a predicted model, not a curated record